UUUCUGACUAUAGAAUUAACUGUAGAUGGAUUUCCAAAUAUACUAUGAGACUUACAUGUUGGAUUGCAUAGACUGUAAAUUCCAUCAUGGGAAUGGCCAUGUCCUUAUCAUUGAGCAAAACCUCUUACAAUAAUAAAAGAAUCAAUAACCUGGAUCAUGUGUCAAGAGCUUCUUCUCUUUCUCUAUAAAAAUAGUCAUAGGAUUUCCCCCUCUACAAUCCCAAAACUGAUCACUCCUCUCUCAGCAAUGUCUGGAACCUUAAAGAAUCUGUCACUUUCACCCAGAAUUUUCUCCCUCACCUUGCUCCUCUCAAUAAACUUUUUUUCCUGUUACUCCCUUAACCAACAAGGCCAAGCUCUUUUAGCAUGGAAAAACAGUUCAAACAGCACUGUAGAUGCAUUAGCAUCUUGGAAUCCAUUAAAUACAAGUCCAUGCAACUGGUUUGGGGUGCACUGCAACUCACAAGGUGAGGUGGUGGAGAUAAACCUGAAAUCAGUGAACUUGCAAGGCUCAUCAUUACCUUCGAAUUUUCAACCUCUCAGGUCCUUGAAGGUUCUUGUCCUCUCAUCAACCAACAUUACAGGCAGGAUUCCAAAAGAAAUUGGAAAUUAUGAAGAGCUCAUGGUCAUUGAUGUCAGUGACAAUUCUCUCUUGGGGGAAAUCCCAGAAGAAAUUUGCAGGCUAAGAAAACUGCAAAGCUUAGCUGUCCAUGAGAACUUUCUUGAAGGCAAUAUUCCACCCAACAUAGGAAAUUUAUCAAGUCUUAUGAACUUGACACUCUAUGACAACAAACUGAGCGGUGAAAUUCCAAAAAGUAUUGGUUCCUUGAGCAAGCUCCAAGUGUUCAGAGCAGGAGGGAAUGCAAACCUUAAGGGUGAGAUUCCAUGGAGCAUUGGAAACUGCACCAACUUGGUCAUGCUAGGCCUUGCAGAAACCAGAAUUUCUGGGAGCCUUCCUUCUUCAAUUGGGAUGCUGAAAAGAAUUCAAACCAUAGCCAUGUACACAACUUUAUUGUCAGGCUCUAUCCCAGAAGAGAUUGGGAACUGCAGUGAGUUGCAGAACCUGUAUUUGCAUCAGAACUCAAUUUCUGGUUCAAUCCCAAGCCGAAUUGGAGCCCUCAGCAAACUUCAGAAUCUACUUUUAUGGCAAAACAACAUAGUGGGAACAAUCCCAGAAGAUCUUGGAAGGUGCUCAGAACUCCAAGUCAUAGACUUGUCAGAGAAUCUUCUCACAGGUAGCAUACCAAGGAGCUUUGGGAAAUUAUCAAAUCUCCAAGGGCUUCAGCUCAGUGUUAAUCAACUCUCAGGUGUUAUACCUCCUGAAAUUUCAAAUUGCACUUCUCUGAGCCAGCUUGAAAUUGACAACAAUGCUAUUUCUGGUGAUAUUCCUCCUGUUAUUGGCAACUUGAGAAGCUUGACCUUGUUCUUUGCCUGGAAGAACAAACUAAGAGGAAAAAUCCCAGAUAGUCUUUCACUGUGCCAAGAUCUUCAGGCACUUGAUCUGUCUUACAACCACUUAAUUGGUCCAAUACCAAAACAACUAUUUGGGUUGAAGAGUCUCACCAAAUUGCUUCUCCUUUCCAAUGAUUUGUCUGGCUAUAUACCACCUGAUGUAGGUAACUGCACAAGUCUCUACAGGUUGAGGCUAAAUCAGAAUAGACUUGCAGGUAACAUUCCAUCUGAGAUUACCAACUUGAAGAAUUUGAAUUUCUUGGACAUGAGCAGCAACCAUCUUGUAGGGGAGAUUCCUCCAACACUGUCCAGGUGCCACAAUCUUGAGUUUCUCAAUCUUAGUUGUAACCAGUUUUCUGGUAAAAUUCCACCUCAGUUCUCUGGUCUUUUCAAACUUGGAGUGUUUGAUCUCUCCCACAACAAGCUCUCAGGGAGUUUAGAUGCUCUUUCUGGCCUUCAGAAUCUUGUUUCCUUAAAUGUUUCCUUCAAUGACUUCUCUGGAGAAAUGCCUAACACCCCAUUCUUCAGGAAACUCCCUCUCAGUGAUCUCAUUGCAAAUAAAGAUCUCUACAUUCCUGGUGGUGUUGUAACUCCAGCAGAUAAAAUGGGAGUCAAAGUUCACACCAGAUUAGCUAUGACUCUGAAGAUUGUAAUGUCCAUUCUCUUAGUCAUCAGUGCAGUUCUAGUACUUCUCACAAUCCAUGUCUUGGUUCAUGCUCAUUUUGCAAACAAAGCACUCAUGGGAAGUAACAGUAGGGUGAUGAAUUUGUAUCAGAAGUUUGAAUUUUCUAUUGAUAACAUUGUCCAGAAUUUGACAUCAGCCAAUGUGAUUGGCACUGGAAGGUCUGGAGUUGUGUAUAAGGUAACAAGUCCAAAAGGCCAAACACUAGCAGUUAAAAGAAUGUGGUCAUCAGCAGAGUCUGGAGCGUUUAGUUCUGAAAUUCAGAGGUUAGGCUCAAUCAGGCAUGAUAAUAUCAUCAAGCUUCUCGGUUGGGCAUCAAAUAAGAAUUUGAAGCUUCUGUUUUAUGAAUAUCUCCCUAAUGGAAGCCUGAGCUCAUUGCUUCAUGGUUCUGGAAAGGGAAAAGCAGAAUGGGAGACCAGAUAUGAAAUUGUGUUAGGCCUUGCUCAGGCACUUGUAUAUUUACACCAUGAUUGUGUGCCUUCUAUAUCGCAUGGAGAUGUCAAAUCCAUGAAUGUGUUACUUGGUUCUGGCUCUCAUCCUUACCUUGUUGGCUUUGGCCUUUCAAGAAUUGCAAGUGAAAAUGGUGAUGGUACUAAUUUCAAGCCUGUCCAGAGACCCUGCCUUGCUGGUUCCUAUGCAUACAUGGCUCCAGAGCAUGCAUCAAUGCAGAAAAUUACUGAGAAGAGUGAUGUGUACAGUUUUGGUGUGGUCCUUCUUGAGGUCCUGACAGGAAGACACCCAUUAGAGCCAACUCUGCCUGGGGGUUCACACUUGGUUCAGUGGGUUAGGAACCACUUAGCUAGCAAAAGAGACCCAUGUGACAUUCUUGACCCAAAGCUGAGAGGGAGGACCGGCCCUACUAUGCAUGAAAUACUACAAACACUAGCUGUGUCAUUUCUUUGUGUCAGUGCUCAAGCUGAGGACCGUCCAACAAUGAAGGACAUUGUUGCAAUGCUCAAGGAAAUUAGACCUGUUGAGGCCUCAAAGACAGAUCCUGAUGUACGGAAGGGGUUUUAACAUCGCAUACUAAUAGCAUGUUUGGUUCCACAGUGAAAUGUUCUAGAAUCACUUCUGGCUAGCCUAGAACCAAGAAGUCUUUGUUUUUUUUAGUAAACAUGUCUUGAAUUUUGAGCAAAUCAUGAAACCUAGUUUCACAUGGUUCUUCUAACUGUUCCUUUUAAUUUCUUAGAAGAGUACUCAAUCGUUUAAGCUAGUAUGCAAGUCAUGGAGAACCCAUGACUCAUUAAUUGUACACAGUCAAAUGGAAUGCAUGUUAGAGUUGGCCAGGAUUACUAUAGAUAGUGAAAUGUAAUCUGAUAUGCAAAUUUCAAGAAUAAUCCAUUAUAAAAAGCAUUCGUAUUGACUUCACUUCA
This is a messenger RNA of Lotus japonicus, 3506 nucleotides long. Its product is annotated as LRR receptor-like serine/threonine-protein kinase RGI3. Lineage: Eukaryota; Viridiplantae; Streptophyta; Magnoliopsida; Fabales; Fabaceae. The record is from RefSeq and is a predicted model, not a curated record. Gene Ontology annotation, molecular function: receptor serine/threonine kinase binding; ATP binding; protein kinase activity. The transcript is spliced from 2 exons. Gene Ontology annotation, biological process: protein phosphorylation. Bases 157 to 3150 code for a protein of 997 amino acids.